This is a messenger RNA of Perkinsus marinus ATCC 50983, 303 nucleotides long. RefSeq names its product dimethyladenosine transferase, putative. NCBI's taxonomy places the organism in Eukaryota, Perkinsozoa, Perkinsida, Perkinsidae. Gene Ontology annotation, biological process: rRNA methylation. Gene Ontology annotation, molecular function: rRNA (adenine-N6,N6-)-dimethyltransferase activity. The transcript is spliced from 3 exons. Gene Ontology annotation, cellular component: mitochondrial matrix. Bases 1 to 303 code for a protein of 100 amino acids. The record is from RefSeq and is a predicted model, not a curated record.
AUGUAUAGGAAUCGAGGCGGCCACUUGCUGCAGAAUGAGGACAUUAUCACUAGAAUACUACUGGCGGCUAGAAUCCGACCUUCAGACACUGUUCUGGAAAUGGGUCCGGGAACAGGGAAUAUGAGCGUCAAACUGAGCGAGCUGGCGAAUCGAGUGGUGGCAAUGGAAGUUAACGAAGGGUUGGCUAAGGAGGUUGAAAGACGUGCGGAGAUGAAAGGAGCCUCAAAUAUGGAAGUUGUUACGGGUGAUUUCAAGAGACUGGCUUUGCCAAGGUUUGACGUUGUCAUAGCUAACCUACCGUGA